AUGCCGAAAUCUCCGUCAGAUGAAUCGACUCUAGACGGAGAACCACUGCCAAAACGGACCCGUUUGGUCGAGUUUGAGCCUAUUCGGUUGUGUUCUAUUGGUUCAGCGGUAAGAAUUAUUGAUUGUCUGUCUUUUGGUGCUUAAUUAUUGGUAAAAUAGGUUUAUCCUUUUUACACUAACGCCUCUAAAUCAAACUUAUACAGAAACCGUUGUUUUAAAGAAGCUUGUUUUGUCUAUUUUGAAAAGAUUAAGCUCUUUAAGGUUUAAUAGUUUAAUUUUAGUCGGAAAUCGAAGGACGGAUAUUGCCGGCACGUUUAUUCAAAGCUUUGGAACGAUGUCGACAAAAAGAUCGUCAACGAAGAGAGUUGGAAGCCAGAAUCGAAGCAAUUGAGAGUCAACGGCAAGAAGAAGAUGAAAUGGUCUGCGUUGUCAAUUCUUAUUGGAGCAAGGUAAUUAUUUCUUUUAUUUUUAAUGUUUAGGCUAUUUAUUUUGAAUUGAGACGACAAUCAUUGGGAAACCUUCAAAAUAUUUACGUUCCUGAGUAUUUUUUACUGUUUGAAAGCCCAAAAUUUAGUUUUGAACCAAUUUCAGUUUGACGAAGAAGUGGCCACAUUUUUACAACGUUUUGAUUCAGAAGAUACUGCUGAACUCAAGGAUCCAGUAUUUGAAGGACUUUUGACUGCAUUUAAACGCUCUACCUCAGAAGAACUUAACGAAACUUUAGCUAAACGGAUAGAAUCGUCAGCACGAGCAUUCUCAAAGCUUGUGGCAGCUAUAUCAAGUCUUUCAAGUAAACGCCGGAAGAUUAUUAAGCUUCUGAAACGUAAAGAACCUUCACCAUCGUCUUCUAAUGGCUCGUCGCCUAAAGAAGAGGAGAAUUUGAAUGAUUUUGUUAGAGCAGAAGCUUUAGGAUUGAUGCAAGAGAAUGCUAGGCUUGAGAAGAUAGCUGUGGAUCUGCAGGUAAGAUAAUAUACGGCUAAAGCUUUAUACAAAGCAUUUAAAAAAGAUAUUGUGCUUAAUUUUAAUAUUUAUAGGCAGAACGUUCGCAGCUCAAGAAGAAACUUAGUAAACAUGACGACAAAAUGGAAGUCAUGGAAAAUCGUCUUGAAGCUUUACAAAACGAGAACAAAGACUUACGAUUUGAGUUGGAAAAAGGUCAAGAUCGUGAAGAAAAGCUGGAAUAUCGUAUUGUAGAGCUCAGCAGAUAUCAAAAACACGCUGAAAAAGCUCCAUGUCAGGCCAAAGAAAAGGAAACAAGUCAAGAGCCGGUUGAUAUUUCUGAUGAAAAACUUCGAGAAAUGCAAAUGGAGCUUGACGAAAAUACAGAAUUGGCGGCCACGAGGCUAGCGGAGAUUGAAGAACUAAACAAAAGAAACAAGAACUUGGCAUCUGAAGUGGAGGAUAUGAAGCAUAAAGUGGCACAUUUAUCUUCACAACAGGUCAAAGCUGCGCCAGACUAUCAGAUCCUUCAAGUCAAGUGCAACAAUCUGAUGAACGAAUGUAAAGAACUGCACAAUGGAAACGAGCUUUUGAAGAAACAUAUUGAUGAAUUGGUAAAAGCACAAGCUGCUCAGAUUAACAAGGUUGAAGAAAUACAUCAACGUGACCUCAGGAACAUACGGGUUGAGUCGAGGAAGAUAAAUGAAGAACUAGGACAAAUGAGGGUGGAUUAUAACAAUUUGAGCAAUGAGUAUAAGAUGGUCAUGGCUGAUAAGGAAACAAAGUGUAAGGUUUUUUAAAAUUGUUUUUUUGUUUUUAGGUAUAACGGGCUAAAAGCUAUAGGCCAAAACUUUGAUGUUUCCUGAAUUAGAAUCAUUAAUUUUAGUGCCAAAUUACAAUGAAAUGGUUCACAUAAUUGAUGGUUUGCACAAACAAAACGCUGGAAUUCAAAAACAACUCAAAUUGGCCAACAAGUCUCUCGGAGAAACACAAAAUGAGCUGCAUAGUAUUCGGGAUGAAUGUGAGAAAAGGGAAAAGAUGUUGGAAAACAGUUUCAUUAUUAAUCUCGACGAGAUCAUUGAUCCAUGUCCAGAUGAGAAGAUUCUUCCAAUGUCGGCCAUAUUUGCCUGCCUCAAGAGUUUUGAAAAUUUGGUGAUACCUAAUGUUAGGCCUGAGAACUCAAGUCCAAAAGUUAAGGUGAAUGGAACGGACAGCAAGAAUGAAGCAAAAUCAGCUGUACAAAAUCCUCAAUCCAUUCCAAAACCAGUACCAAAGCCCGAAUUUAUGGCCAAAUCUGAAGGUUCAUCGCCAAAGUCCAGGCCAGAAGAAGUUAGAGUGAAAGAAGAGGCAAAUGGAAGUGGUAAUAGCUCACCAAUCAAAAAUGAGAAGGUUUUGAAUGGGAUUCGACCAAAGCUUGAGGAAGAUACUUUCCCUGAGAAGAACAAUAACGUGAAUGAUGAAGUGGUACAACUGGUUGAGUCUAUUAAAGAAAAAGAUCAGAAAAUUGAGUGAGUAACUGUUGUUUGUUAAAAUUUUGGGGUAUAAUGUAGUUUAGAUUGCAAUUUUCAUAUUUUUUCUAAUAAACUGUGUUUUUCAGGGAUCUCCAAACGGAAGUUGCUCUGACAAAGGAAAAGUUGUCACUUCUAACCAAUCCUCAGCCUCUGGAAAUGGAUAAAGUUGAGUUAAAAGCAGAAAUUGAAGUCCUGAAAAAGCGAUGUGAAUUAUUGUCGGAAUAUGUACGAAGGUUCCAUCGAUUGGAGCGGAAAGAAAGAGGAAAAUACUUCCACGAUGACUUCAGGAGACGAGUACGAACGGUAGAAGCGAGGAUGGAGCGCUACAGGAAGGAAGUGUAUUCUGGAAGGGCGCAAUGCGAAGCAUUGAUGGCUGAACUUGAAAGCACGGUGGCGGUUUACGAGGAUCAGCUGGAACAGGUAAAUCUUUGGUUGAUUUGGUUUAGUUGUAAAAACUAUAAUUUUUCCGAGUUUUUAUGAUUCUGGGAUUGAUUUCGUUUUUAGAUAUGUUGUUUAAAAAUUAUCUAAAGAUUUAAAAUAUAGAAUGAUAUGUUUCAGAAUAAACGCAUGGGCGCCCAACUCAACGAAAAAGACGAAACGAUACUUCAAUUAACGGGGGAACGGCUUAAAUGUGCUACAAAUGAAAUCAAAUCGAACAAUGAGAAGCAGGUAUUGUUGACAGAAACAGCUUGCCUGAAGAAACAGACCGAAGACGCGAUGGAGUUGUGUAAAGCGCUAGAACAACACAAGAAGGCACAGGACGAACGGCUGGGUCUGUUGGAGGAUGAUCUCAAGUACGUUAUGGUUUUUGUUUUACUGGGAAGGAGCAUAGGCGUUACUGCAAUUUUAAGCAUUUGGCUUGCUCGACGAUAGCUUUAAAAAGUUGUUAAUAAAAAUAUUAUUUCAGAGUAAAAUCUCAAGCAUUCGAAUCACAAAAACGAAAAACCCUGGAAGCAGUGCAACAGUACGAGGAUCUAAAAAUCCAGGCCGAAAAGAGUACUGAAGAAGUGGGCCAAUUAAAGAAACGUCUAACAGAAAAAGCAGGAACAAUGGAAGAGUCAUCAAGUCGAAUUCUACGAUUGAAAGAAGACAAAGCGUCUUUGAAACGGAAGCUGGAUCAGUACAAGAAGAUGAAAAAGUCGGGCAACAUGGACGAAGUGCUAAUUGAGGAGAACAGGGUGCUUAGGGUAGGUUAUUCUUUGAUUUGUUAACGUACUGAAAGAGGAUGAAAGUUCUUAUGUCUUAUCGGCAUCUAUUUCGGCAGUUUCUUAUUAAUUCUGUCAUUUUUUAGGAACAACUCAACUGUCCAUCGUGUAAAACUCACGAAAAGGACACCGUGCUGACCAAGUGCUUCCACGUCUUCUGCAACAAAUGCAUCCGCACCCGGUACGACCAACGUCGUCGGAAGUGCCCCAAAUGUAAUGCGAAUUUCGGUGCAAACGACUUUCAUAGAAUCUACAUUAGCUGA
This is a messenger RNA of Bursaphelenchus okinawaensis, 3918 nucleotides long. NCBI's taxonomy places the organism in Eukaryota, Metazoa, Nematoda, Chromadorea, Rhabditida, Aphelenchoididae. The record is from the annotation of a GenBank genome assembly.